Molecule: messenger RNA, 1396 nt
Organism: Drosophila guanche
Lineage: Eukaryota; Metazoa; Arthropoda; Insecta; Diptera; Drosophilidae
Product: protein MLP2
Exons: 1
Coding region: 96-998 (300 amino acids)
Source: RefSeq, a predicted model, not a curated record
CCAGCACGAUCGAAACAUUAAAAGAACAUACAACUGCACUCUGAAGUUACUAAGAUUAAUAUCUGUGCAUACACACAUUUAUUCUGUUGGAUCAAAUGGAUUUUUCGCGAAUAAUAGAAAACAGACUUCGUAAGCUGGAAGGCCAGCUAUGUGAAGUGAGAGUGGAUUUUCAGCGACGUGCUAGGCAAAAUGAUUUAAGUUUUAGUCUGAAAUGUUUAGAUGGUCUGUUGGCUGGCAUUGAUCAGAUCCAACAAAAUAUCAACGAUUUGAAAUCAUCUUUUGAAACAAAUAUCCACUCGAGCACAGAGAGUCUGAAUGAAGAAGAUUCAGUAAAGAACACAGAAAUGAUCUGCAAUCAGGCUCAAGAGGAACAAUUUGCUAAUCUGAAAAUGAAAAUCAGGAAACGGCAAUUCGACAUCAUCCAUUUCGAGGAGAAGUUGGCCAAGCUGGAACCGGAAGCGGAACACCUAUCGGCAGAAUCAUUUAAGGAGAGACAUUGGCUUAAGCAGAAAAUAGCAGAAGAGCAAAUAUAUUUGCAGACAGACAUUCAAGCAAAUGCCAAAAGGGACGAAACUCCUCCAAAUGAGUAUAAAGAGCAAGCAGCCCUCAUACAAAAUCUGGAGGAGAAAUUGUCUAUUUUGGAAAAGGAAACAAAGUGCAACAAUAAAAAAUUUGAGAUGAAGUUGGCCAAGCUGCAAGUGAUUUGCCAAUCAAAUAAAUCUUUGAUGGCUCAACACAAAAAAAACGCCAUCGAGCAGAUUGUUGAUCUUAAAGCAAUGAAAGAGGAGACGAGUGACAUUAAACUGAAACUUCAAUCAUAUGUGGCCAAAGAGGAGGAAAAUGAAAAACUGUUGGAUUCAUUUAAGGCACAGCUGAAGGAGAGAGAUGACCAAAUAGCCCUCUUGGAAUUGGGAAACAUUUUAGAUUCGUGCAAGAUUCAAGAGAGAGAUGAUCUUUUGAAGGAUCUAGAAGAUAGAGUGGCUAAACUGAAUGAGUAGUGCUCCAGUAAAUCAUUUAAACUUUUCUAGUUACUUACGAGAAAUAUUAUGGCAUAGUCUUUUAUGGCUAUCCGCAUCUCUACUGCUCUGUAGGGAAUUCUCAAUUGUAUUAUAUAAACUUCUUUGUAUGGAAAAAGUAUCAAUAAUGUUUCAACCAUACACAUUUUUAUUUUCGUAUUUAUGAAACAUCCAAUUCCAGACACAAAUAUAUUAUCCGCUAUAUUUAUAAACCCCUAUGCGCCAUAAUAUGAUAUGCCCUACAGAGUGCUGCGGGCAGCCAUAAAGCUGUUAAGAAAUCCCAUUCGCCUUUUAGCCCCUUUGGACAGGCAGGCAUGCGAAUCAUUUGUUGGAAGAGUUUACAAAUUUAAUUGAAUAAAGAAAAAUUUGUAUCCCGUUUA